UAAACGGCGUACCUCUGGUGAGGGAAAACGAACUGCAUACUUUUUACACGUGGGACUGUUUGAACGUUAGAUUUUUGUCCCUACACGGACUAUUUACGAGGACGGUCAAAAUAAUGUGUGUUUACUUGCUUGUCUUCAUAAUUUUUUUCUAUUUCACCUGGAUAAAAUGCAUCUACUAUCGACACCAACGAACUUUGGCGAAUUCGUUGAAACACUUAAUGAAUACUACACCAGAAAAAAACAGAAACGGCACCGACAUCCGAGCUGUAAUUGUAACUGCGCAUCCGGAUGAUGAAUGUAUGUUCUUCGCGCCAACGAUUAUACGACUCGUUGAGUUAAAUGCCAGCGUUCAUCUGUUGUGUUUAUCUGAAGGAAACUUCUACAACCAAGGAGCUCAGCGUAGAGAAGAACUUCACAGAAGCUGUGCUGUGUUGGGAAUACCAACCUCAAGAAUCACCAUAAUGGACCAUAGAAAACUUCCAGAUGAUCCCAAAGCCGAGUGGAGCAUUUCCUUGGUCUCCUCUCUAAUCAUGAAGCACAUAAGAGCACACUCCUUCAACAUGGUGCUGACCUUCGAUGGAAGCGGAGUGAGCGGCCAUGCCAAUCACAUAGCCAUCCAUAAAGCGGUCAGACAUCUUGCCUCCACUGGAGAAGUGCCUAACGACUGUGUGCUGCUCUCCCUGGUGACAGUUGGCCUUCUCAGGAAGUACGUCUCUGUCCUGGAGCUUCCCCUCAGCUGGCUGCUGCCCUCACAUAUUUUCUGUAUUACUGGCUCACAGGGCUACAAGCAAGCCAAAGCUGCCAUGCUGUGUCAUCGCACUCAACUUUUGUGGUUUCGGUAUCUCUACAUCGCAUUCUCUCGAUACAUGUUUGUGAACACGUUCCACGUGAUUCCACAGGGACCAAAAGAUCUUAAGAUCUUCUAAAAGUUUGUCUUGUCCUGUUUUUGAACGUUCAGUCUUCUCAACACACUGGAAAGGAUUCAGCAGACUUCUCUGGUCCUUUAUUCUCUUUACCAGUCUGAAGAGCUUUAUGUGCACUUUCCAUGACCAAAGCUCACAACAUUUAAAGUUCUAUUUAGUGACAUCAAAGCCUUUUUAGUACAGAAACAACUUUAUUCUGUUAAGUCUUAACACAGUAUACAACAGCACUGGCAGUUUUGAGAUUGUUGAACACUAUUUUUGAUAAUUGAUAAAGUUUGAUUCUUA
Messenger RNA from Melanotaenia boesemani (Boeseman's rainbowfish), 1208 nucleotides. RefSeq names its product phosphatidylinositol glycan anchor biosynthesis, class L (gene pigl). Gene Ontology annotation, molecular function: N-acetylglucosaminylphosphatidylinositol deacetylase activity. Gene Ontology annotation, biological process: GPI anchor biosynthetic process. The transcript is spliced from 7 exons. Gene Ontology annotation, cellular component: endoplasmic reticulum. The coding region runs from base 114 to 926 and encodes 270 amino acids. NCBI's taxonomy places the organism in Eukaryota, Metazoa, Chordata, Actinopteri, Atheriniformes, Melanotaeniidae. The record is from RefSeq and is a predicted model, not a curated record.